AUGUUGAGCAGCAACGCAUCUUCACCGUCUUCGGAGCCGGGGCCCCUCUCUGUCAUCCCAAUAGCGACGGAGUGCAUUAGGAUCGUGCUGGAGUGCAUUAGAAUCAUAGGAAAAGUCCCAGCUUCACCAUACGAAAUUAAUGCACAUAAAGACUUGCUUCAGAUGGUCUCAACCCGUUUUGAUGAUGUUAACUCUAUCCGGGCAUCUAUAUAUGGCUCGAGCGCAAAAUUCGAUGUGAUAGAUAGUCAGCUGCAAUCUAUCAAAUCCUCACUUGAAAAUGCCAAGCAGGCGAUGAGUUCGGCGGCGCACAACAGGACAGGCAAAGAACGUGUUGGAAUCGCCGACAGUUUAGAAUGGCAAAUUUCCUAUAGUCACAUCGCAGAAGCCAACAGGGCGUCGCUCCUCACCUGUCUUUGGAGCCUAGGGGAAAUAAUGACGGAGCUGGAAUACGAGCAAAAUAUGCGACUGCAGCGUCGAGAGACAAUAUACUUUAAGAGUAUCCAGGAGCAACUAUGGGUAGCAUUAUCGAGACGCGCCGAAAGGCAUUCGAUUUUGUACUCAGGAAGGGGAGAACAAUUGUCCAAGUGCCUAACAGUAAGCUCCUAUGCUCUCCUUCAGUUUGUUUAUUCUCAGGCCAACAUUGCCCCAGAGUAG
Messenger RNA from Venustampulla echinocandica, 654 nucleotides. RefSeq lists its product as uncharacterized. The record is from RefSeq and is a predicted model, not a curated record. The transcript has a single exon. NCBI's taxonomy places the organism in Eukaryota, Fungi, Ascomycota, Leotiomycetes, Helotiales, Pleuroascaceae. Bases 1 to 654 code for a protein of 217 amino acids.